Messenger RNA from Aspergillus campestris IBT 28561, 4130 nucleotides. RefSeq names its product putative SH3 domain protein (Cyk3). Bases 318 to 4130 code for a protein of 1270 amino acids. The record is from RefSeq and is a predicted model, not a curated record. Gene Ontology annotation, molecular function: protein binding. The transcript has 3 exons. Lineage: Eukaryota; Fungi; Ascomycota; Eurotiomycetes; Eurotiales; Aspergillaceae. Gene Ontology annotation, cellular component: cytoplasm.
UUCCUGUUCUCCAUUUCCCUUGCAUUUCGUCCGCAUUUUCCUGGUCAAUCGCUUGGUUUUGCUAUGCUCUCGUUGCUUCCUUCUUUACACGGCUUGUGAUAUUCUCCAAUUGCUAUCUUACCGAUCGACUAUUAGAUCAUCUUCUAUGGGGACGUGUCCAAGGACGCAGUAUAGUUCGAAUCCGCUCUCGACCGCUCGGCCUAGAAUCCUCCGAUCGCUCUAUUUGACGCCCUGCACGGGAAUAUCUUCCGAAAUCUGACCGGUCAAUCCCUGCGACGAUCCGCCCUGCUGCAAGUGGUGUUGCGUCUCUGUCCGUCAUGGCCGGUGCUCCGCAGCUUCCUCCCCGGUUUCCAUGCUGGUGUCGAGCCGUGUAUUCGUGGGGAGGUGAGACAAGACGGGACCUGGGGUUUGUGGAGGGUGAUUUGAUAGAGUGUAUGAAUGCCGGUGAUGGUCAGUGGUGGAUGGGCCGGUUACGGCGCGACAGGCGUAUGAUGGGUCUGUUCCCCUCCAACUUCGUCGAAGUGCUUGGAGAGGACUUUGUGCCCGUCACCCGCACCGAGAGUCCCAUGAUCCAAGCGACCGCAUCCCCAAUCACGAAUCCGACCUCCGCCCCAAAGAAGCAAAAGACCGUCUUUCGCAAGCCAUUCCAGGCUCACAGAGAAGCGGUGGCACCAUCGGGGCAAUUGAACCGCAAUGGGACCUCCCCCUCGUCCAUCAAGAGCGCGAUCCCGGAGACGCCCCCGCGUGAUGGCAGCUUGUCAAAGCGGGCGAAACCACUGCGCACGCCUACCAGCGCUGUGAAAAAUCAACACAACCUAUCCCGGCCCUCUUCUAAAUCACCGGUCUCGCGGGCGAUCUCCCCGAGACCACCCCAGGAACUCGAUAUGUCACACCCCAUGUUCACACCUCCGACGAUGCCGUCUUCCUAUACGGACUACCCUAGACCGACAUCUCGCCCAAGAUCCCCCCUCCUACCGCAGGAAGGCGAACUAGGACUACCCAUGAUUUCAACACCUCAGGCCGUCGCUUACGGCGGGCCUCCAUCCCACGCAGCCUCACCCUGUCCGCCCGAUGAGCCAGAACCUCUGCCACCGUCUGUUCCGAAGCAUCAAUCGUCUUUCAACCGGCCUUCAUCCCGCGAGAUCUCGCCCCUGCAACUCCAGGAACGCGAAGAGUCUCCGCCGCCGCCGCCUCCACCACCGCACCGGGUUGCAGUCAACCGCCAGCCGUCGAUGGAAAUGGGUGUCCCGCCGACUCCCACCGCCCAUGACCGUUAUGGGAAUCAGUCGAGGACCCCAUCCCCCGCUGCGCAUUCUGAUGCCCAGGGUAACACACCCUCGCCCCUGAGAGAUGCGAUGGAAGACGUGAUGUCCUCCCUUCAGGAUAUGGGCAUGCCCCGGGACGAAUCGCACUCGCCAUCAGCGCAACCAGUGUUCAACAACCCUUGGUCACCGGCUGCCUACGACGGCUUCCGUAGCACCCGUCCAGCGCAAGCUCCCGCUCGACCGUUGACCGCCACGGGAUUUGACAGUGAUAAGGGCCAUCAGUACGACGGUGCCCAACCACAUAGGAACAGUGUCUAUGCCCAUGAUCAGCUCGUAGAUGGUCCACCCCAGCUGAGCAACUAUGUUCAGAGGAUGGAGAGCCGCCUGCGUCAGAUGCAGGAACAGAAUCGGCGGGGUUCGGAGGAUGUACAAGCCUCCGAGGUCGAUGAGGAACCUCCUCCACCUCCAAUGAGGAACGUCCCUUACCACGGACGGCAUAACUCCAUUCCAGCCCAGUUCCCACAUCUGAGAGGAAGAAGGUCCGGGAACGAUCUCCGUGAGGACAUGUUGGAUCGAAGCUACACCACCAAGUCGAGCACGACGAAUUCCUCGAGUGGUGUGCAGAGCGUCAAUACCAACCUGACCACUAGCACGGAUAAGACCAGCCAGAGCAUGAUGAGCGGCCCAUCCGCCGGUGGGUUCAGUGCUACCAGUGCCGGCAGUUAUGCCAGACGCGGCGGGGGACUGGACGGGCGACCGAACACAGCUGUCGACACGGUUCGCUCUCGAGGCUUCAGCGAUGUCUCCCGGAUGCAACGACCGGAAACUCCACUCACAGGUGUCUCCUAUCAUUCCAGUCAUAAUUCCUCCCGGCAAGGCGCGUCGUCGGCCAUCCCGUGGUCGUCGACGGAGGCGGACCCCGAAGAGUCCGCGGGCGUGUUCGGUGGUCUAUCCACCCCCAAAGCCAAGAAACAUGGGUUCUUCAAAAAGAUCUUCGAGACCGCUAAGACAGGUGCCGCCAAUGCCCGCAGCAGCAUUACAGUCGGGCACACAGGUAGCUCUUACUCGCCUACAAAGGGCCGGCCGGUCACUCCCAUUCUCUCUUCACACUCAAAUCGAGGAGAUGCGGCACGGGAAAUGGGUCUCGGGGGCACUUCCAUCGACUGGGUGCAGGUACGACGGGAUGUGCACCGGGCUAGCUCCCCGAGCCGCAAUGAACGGGCCGAGCGGGCUGAACGGUGCCAGAUGAUGGAUAACCCCGUGAUUUACGCGGUGGAGGAGCUGCAUGAGACUGCGGAAGGCGACGAAAGCAUUGAUGGGCUCCCGAUUAGUGAACCAACUGACUUUGGAGCCGCCAAUCUGACACUUGUCGACAAGAGCGCGCGAUUUGUCAACAGUCUCCCCCCUAUGACGAAUCCGAUGAGUCUAGCUCAGGGUUAUAUCUGCCGGCCUUAUAAGAGCGAUGUUCAACGGCUUCGUGCCAUCUUCACAUGGGUCAGCGAAAAGGUCGCCUGGGACGAGCCUGUCGAGGAGAUCGGAGUCGACUUGAAACGUGUUGUACAGACGAGACGAGGAAGCCCGCAAGAGGUUGCGUUCCUGGUGCAAGAGAUGUGCACCUCGGUUGGUUUGCAUGCCGAUGUGGUCAAAGGGUAUCUCAAGCCGCCCGGUGAUCUGUUGGAGCUCGACAGCCUCUCGCGGGCGAACCACUGGUGGAAUUCGAUCCUGGUGGACGGUGAAUGGCGUUUCAUGGAUUGCUCUUUGGCGAGCCCAACGAACCCUCGACGGGACCAAUAUGUGACCAACCCACUUGCCACGGCCGAGACCUGGUACUUCCUUACGCGUCCGCUCGAGCUCUGUUAUACGCACGUUCCGCUGUCGCCUGAAGAUCAACACAUUUGCCCACCUAUCUCUCCUGACGUUCUGCUUGCCCUCCCCACCGCCUGUCCGCCUUACUUCAAGAUGAAUAUGCAAUUCCCCGACUAUGACACUAGUAUAGUACACAUCGACAACCUCGAGCUCGUGCAGUUCCGUUUGUUUGUCCCGCCCGAUGCAGAGUGCGCCGCCGAAGUUGAAUCACCCGCCUUUGCCCGUGAUGCCGACGGAGAUUACUUCGAAAGCGGGGAUGUCGUGCGCAAACGAGCACUGGUGCAGCCUGACUGGGUCAACGGCCAGAAACGCAUCACUGUCAAGGCCGUUCUUCCGGGAGACGAGGGACAAGGCAUGGUCAAGAUCUAUGCGGGGAAAAAGGGACUCAUGCAUUCCAACCGGGACAUUCCCCACCCUCUAGCACUCGCUCUCCCCAUCGUCCACUCCGGAGAGAACCCAGCCUACGACUUCGUGCUGCGUCAUCCCACCCCUCACGCCCAGCGCCACGACCUGUACAUAAUGCAGCCCCAGUGCGCUAAGCUCGCCGUCAACAAUACGUUCGUCUUCGCCGUCCGCCAGCACCCGUCAACACUUUCACUCUCGUCAAUCAGCAACGAGUCUGGUAUCGCCGGACGUGUCUCGCCAUCCAUGUUCGCUCGGCCGGCCAGCGCCCUCAGUAUGGUAUCCAGCUCCGCCGCGGGAUCGUCCGUGUCCGCCGUCUCCCACGAGUUCUCGGCUUCCACAUCAGCCAUCUCGUCCAAUCGAUCAGCAUCGGGCCGGGAGAAGCCCGCCAAGCUAGCGAUCCAAUCACCAUCAGGCAAGAUCCUUCGCCUGACCCGGAAGGCAGACCACAUGCUGGGGUCAGAUGUGGGCAAUGACGCGGACGGCAGCGUUUGGGAAACGGUGAUCAAGAUCGGCGAGCGCGGCGUGUGGCGAGGUCUUGUCCUAGCCGAUCGCGUUGCUCGAUGGUGUGUAUUUUGCGAAUGGGAAUGCUUUUAG